Schizophyllum commune H4-8 is the source of this 1390-nucleotide messenger RNA. RefSeq lists its product as uncharacterized. The record is from RefSeq and is a predicted model, not a curated record. Gene Ontology annotation, cellular component: mitochondrial small ribosomal subunit. Bases 46 to 936 code for a protein of 296 amino acids. The transcript is spliced from 2 exons. Gene Ontology annotation, molecular function: structural constituent of ribosome. NCBI's taxonomy places the organism in Eukaryota, Fungi, Basidiomycota, Agaricomycetes, Agaricales, Schizophyllaceae.
CUCGAUCACAGCACUCAACGUCGAGUCCAGGACACCGGCGGCGGGAUGGUAAACGCGCGACGGUUCGCGAACCAGGUGCACAAGCAGGCCGCGCGCCUCAUGCGCGGCGGCGGCAUGGACAAGGAGCCCAAGUGGUACCAGUCCGUGCUCGCCUUCCCCCCGCUCCCGCUGCCCGGCAAGAUGCCCGCGACGCGCAGCGAGUUCGACGCGAAGCCGCGCGACGUGGAGGCGUUCUACAGCAAUAGGAGCAAGCAGCAGCCGAAUACGACACCGCACCCGUUGACUAUAUACUACCUUGAAGACGACAUUCGCAGGCAGUUCUUCCGCGACCAUCCCUUCGAGACGUUCCGGCCGACGACGUUGGUGGAGGGCAAGCGUAUAGCGGCGCCGAACCCCGUGACGGGAAAAAUGUGGACACGGCUCCGCCAGCGGGGGCACAACCCGCGCGCAGAAGACGCCGUCCAAUUCGCCCUCAACCUCUACGUACACCACGAUCUCCCACUCUCAGAAGCCUACCGCCGCUCCGUCGCCCAAUUCCGCGCCCUCCGCGGUGAGAGACAGACAGCCGUGCAAGUUGCCGCCCUCGAGGCCCGCUCCCUCGGCGCCAUCUUCGGGCACUCCGAGAUCGAGCACGUCUUCGAAAAGAUGAAGAGGGGGCUCGCGGGCUGGCAGCGCGCCGCCGCAAUUGACGAGGGCGAAAUGGCUGCACGCAAGCGCUGGAAGGCCGUCGCGGACCGGUACGAGGGCACGGUCGAGUGGACGCGCGGAGAGAAGUACGUGCGGCUGUGGCGGGAUGGUGUACGGCCGACGUACUCCCCUGCGAUAUCACAACCUACGUCGGCACUGGGCAUCGCGCCACCCACGGCAGCGGACGCAGCGCAAGCAGCUUCGGCACCCACUGCAGACUACGUGUCGAUGCUGCCCCAGCGCGCAUAGGGAGACGGCUAGAUGUACCAUUUUACCCUUCUUUAAUCCAUCCUGGGAUCCUCUCCCGCGUCACAUCUCUCGCUUGAACCUUCGCAUCACCUUAUCCAGUCAGCGUCAAGAAAAGGGAAUAUGCACAAUAAAAUACAGUAUGUCGAGCCUACGCUGACGACGUCGCCUUCACCCGUGCCUGUGCCGCCUGCGCAGCAUUCAUUCCCAUCCACGUCUUCUCCACCAGCCCCAGCAACUUUUGCAUAUCCGAGCUCCAAUCGUUCAUCACCUCCUCCGCCGUCCUCUUCGCGCGGAAGUUCACGAUCCCCGCGGGUCGGUCCACGCGUGCCCACACAGUGCCGCCGACGACUAAUCUGCACAGCGUCUUCUCGGUUUCCUCGGGUGAGAGGUCGAGGAGGGAGGUGAGUCGCUCUAGCGUGAUGCGAGUGUAGUACAUGGCGACGACGCGGAUGUU